This is a messenger RNA of Dermacentor albipictus, 2263 nucleotides long. Its product is annotated as neprilysin-1-like. The record is from RefSeq and is a predicted model, not a curated record. Gene Ontology annotation, cellular component: plasma membrane. Gene Ontology annotation, biological process: protein processing. Lineage: Eukaryota; Metazoa; Arthropoda; Arachnida; Ixodida; Ixodidae. Gene Ontology annotation, molecular function: metalloendopeptidase activity.
GAAAAACAAACACGCAAACAAACAAACAGGUCGGAAGGAAAGGUCGCAGGAUGGAUCAGCAGUCGUUGCCGACCAAGGAUUCGGGCGCUGGGGAAGUCCGGCGAUGCAAAGGAAUUUCGCCAGCCCUAAAGUCCCGACGGGGCCUCAUCGUCACGGCCAUUUCCGUCUUGAGCGCCUCGGCCAUCGUCGCGGUCACCGCCAUUGCUCUCCGCAGGCGACAGCGACCUGAGCCCCUGCCGCCCUUGCCGAACCUCGGACCAACGCUCGAGAACUCUUGGGAGGCAUCCUGGCGGACGAGACACCUCCCACUUUACUUCAAGUGUGAUUCGAACGCGUGCCGGGACACCGGCGAAGACCUGAGAAAGAACGUCGCCUGGUCCUUGAGCCCGUGCGCCGACUUCUACGAGUACGUCUGCACCAGCAACCGCUUCCCCACUAACGUCUAUGACCACGCCGUGACGCAGUAUCUGCGCGAAGUUCGCAGCGUGAUCCACAAGUACGAGGACCUCGGCUUCUUCUCGAGAACAACUAUGUCGAAAAAGAUCACGCGGUUCUUUGCCACUUGCCAGUCGAGUCACGUUGACCUGCCUUCCUGGAGGUCCCAGCUCGAGGACACUUGGAAGCAAUUGCAACUGGCCGGAGACCCGGAGGCCGUCGAAAGCAUGUUGGCAACGUUCUCGAGAGUUCUCGAAAUCUUUCCCGUCGUUCACGUGGCCGUUCUGGAGGCGUCGCACAAAACAUGUGUGGUCCUAUCGAGACCGCACGACAUCGGCGCUGACCGCAUCUUUCACGUGCCGCACGCUUUUUCCACGUCCUUCCGACAUUUUGCGGCGGACCUGCUCGGGCACAAAGGAAAAAUUAGUGAUGACGUCAGUGACCUCAUCAGCUCUGCAGCCAAGGUGGAGUCUGAACUCCAGAAGUACUCGGGUCCGCGCGGUGAGCAGUACUACCAUCUCAAUGAAUACGGUGACGUUCCCGCUUCGGAGAUUGGCGAAGGUAGCGCAGCAUUUGACUGGACUUUAUACUUGAGGAAAUUCCUCAAAGGGGCAGUUUCAGUGAAAGCGGACUCAUGUGUCAUUGUGAAGUCUCCUGCUUACGUGAAACAUCUAGUGAAAGUGUUCGGCAAGGUUUCGAAAAACGAUGUGCGCUCGUUUCUUAAACUUAGGGCUGCUAUGGCACUGAUGCCAUUCCGGAAGCUGGCGGACAACCCUAAAAAAGAAGACAUCGAAAAGCUUUGCACACUGGCCACGUACAAGCUGUACCAAUAUGCCUUCCUAAAGGAGUUCAACGAUACGUACCUUCUGGCGGUGGCCUUUGGUGUUCAUCGUAACCUGGUCACCAUGAAGGGUUCCUACAAGCAUGUCAUCACGGAGGCCCUGCCUAUUUCCAAAGGUAGAACCGAGGUCGAUGAGGCCUUGAGUAACAUCAAAGUCAAGUACUUCCAGAUCAUGAAGGACAUCGACAGCUACUACAGCAGCAUCGCGAUGACACCGACCAAGGAAAUCGCACGCAGCUACGUCCAGGGCAUGGGAUCCAUGACAAAGCCUUGGCUACGAGUAGUUGUCGCCUCGGGAAGCAAAAUCCAGGAAAACCACCUGAACGUUCGCUGGGACUUCGACGUGGACACGAGCACGCUUCUGGUUCCAGUGUCCAUAAGCCACCUGAAGCAGAAGGAGGACAAGGAGUUCUUUUUGGAGUCCGCGAGUCUCGGGGGCGCCAUGGUGCAAUUCUUUUACGAGGCGUUCCACGAGAGGGCGCUGUUCUCAUCGGAUGGUUCGACUCACGAUGUCCUCAACAAUGAAACCGCGAUCGCUUGCCUCGAGAAGCAGUACGCAUCAAAGGCAGUGAACAAGACAAAGGUCCACGGACAACGGGUCUUGAGGACGGUAGCUGCGGACAAUGCCAUCGUGCCUGUGCUGCACAGCGUCUUUAAGACCUCGCUGCACUUGCGCAAGAUCGAAUUCGUCAACUACAAGAGGCUGGAGAUGUCACUGGCCAACCUUCCGGACGUGGAUGCCGACCAGCUGUUCUUUAUGAUGUACGGCCAGACCUUGUGCGAGCCGCACGAGGACACUUCUCGGAUCUUGGAGCAGGCACCGUGGCCUCCCGCUAAGAUCAGGCUCAACACCGCGCUGGCCAACUACCCGGAGUUCGCCAAUGCAUUCAGCUGCGGCAACAGGACCGCCAUGAACCCGAAAAAGCGCUGCUCAGUCUUUCACUUUAAGUGAACCACGGUGACAAAGAAGUCCAGUUUGAAAGCGAA